UUAAGUACCAUGGACAGCGCCAGGCAGCACAAACGCACUUGAGCAAGUGUAGGUACCUUAGCGGAGCGCUCUCUCUUUUACAAACAAUAUCCAUCCGCAGAGCAAGCUUCCUUCCUUUUGUUUUCCUUAACCUUUCUACUCUACUUGGACCUCCUUGUUCGGAUAACCUCUCUUUUCAGCAGGGUAUGAAGCAGUAGAGCCGCGCCGCGCUCGGAGCACCGAGAAGCGGACUCCUCUCUCACCCUCCCACUGCCGCUUCCUCCUGCUGGAUCUGGAGAGAUGCCCGGGGCAGGAUGUGCUCCAGCCGCAAGAUCCUGUGGAGCCUGCUCCUGCUGUCCGUGGUGGAGGUGGGCCUGGGUGUGGCGAGCAUCGUCCUGGGAGCCGUGGGCAUUAGCUGGGUCCGAGGACAGCACAAGCCGCAGCAGGGCGACGCGUCCCCGGUGUGGAGCGGACUCUGUUUUCUGGUCUGUGGGAUGUGUGGAGUGCUGUGUGCUCGCAAGAGGACAGGUCUUAUUAUGAUCUUAUUUUCGGCAUGCUGUAUUUGUGGUCUGAUUGGUGGGAUCCUAAACUUCCAGUUUGUUCGGGCGCUGAACAAACGACCAGACUCAAUGCACUCGAUCCAUCUGGCUGCCAUGACUCUGGCCUGUCUGGGAAUCUCUUCCUGUACCUUAUCCACAUGGCUUACCUGUCGCCUGGCUAGCUCCGAGCAGCAGAGGAUGUUCCUGGAGAGGGAACACUCGCUGCACCAUUCGCAUGAGAUGACCGAGAAGGAGAUCCUGGACAACUCCAGUAACGGCAUUCCUCAGAUAUCUUACAACGGACACACCACAGUAUCACCAUGACAACGUGUCACAAAAGGUUACUUGCACACACUGAAACAGAGGCAGUUCAUGUGUAUCACUUGCUGUCAGAAGACAAUUGCAGCCCGCACUUCUUUUUACACAUCCUGCGGCAGAUGCAAUAACAAGAUCCUGACUGCAGGGCGUGAAUUGUCUCGCCUAGGAACCCAUUUUCUCUUCCUCCGGAGUAAAAAAAGGACAUUUUGACAACAAGAGGGAGGCGUUUGUGCUUCUGAAUGAUUAUGCAAAUACAGGUUCAAACCCCCUCUGAUCAACUCAAACCAAAGCCAGGAUGGAGAGCUGCCGUUUGGGCCAUAAUUCAGGUGACAAACAUCUGCAUUACAUCAUCUGACCUUUAAACUAAUUAGCAGGAAGGAUAGAUGUUAUCCAAUGAAACACCUCAAAGUGAUGAGCACAAACCAAGCAUGCAGCUGAUUCACUUGAAGGGCUAGUGCUUUUUCAGUCUCAGUGUCUUUAUUCUCUCUCUGUCUUGUUAUGAGUUUAUGGAAUGCAGAUAUUGAGAUAGCCUACAGUAACUGUAUCAUCUGAUAAUGGAAUGCUUUGAUAUGAAAUACAGUGAUUGCGCAAUGUACUGUAUUGUAUAGCCAUGCUUGUAUAUCAGGAAUCUAGCCGUAGCUAUAAAUCCAAGAUAUUUUUAUAAAUGCUUCUUAUAAAAGUGAAUUCAAUUAAAGUAUAACAAAUCUGA
Sander lucioperca (pikeperch) is the source of this 1545-nucleotide messenger RNA. Its product is annotated as transmembrane protein 196. The record is from RefSeq and is a predicted model, not a curated record. Bases 294 to 842 code for a protein of 182 amino acids. Lineage: Eukaryota; Metazoa; Chordata; Actinopteri; Perciformes; Percidae. The transcript is spliced from 5 exons.